Molecule: messenger RNA, 24764 nt
Organism: Vitrella brassicaformis
Lineage: Eukaryota; Vitrellaceae
Source: the annotation of a GenBank genome assembly
ACACAUGACCGUCACUCACGACAUAAAGCACGAAGCCACACAUGUCUUGUCCUACCAUGUACCACCUCCGUACUGUACACUUACAAAACCUCCCACACACACGUCCACUCCACACGACACAUGACAUGACAUGACAUGCAGCACAACGGCACACCUGUCUUAGCUAAGCUACGCUACGCUACCCCCUGGUGUUGUGUUCAUUCAUUUCAUGAGGUCGAACCACUGCCUGAUAACGUUGGUCAGCACCGCCGGCAGUGUGGUGACGUCCUGCACCACCGCAUAGUACGGGAAGGGGAAGUCCUCCAGGUAGUGUGUCACCUUGGGCGUCGAACCCUCAUACGUCACCGUCUUCAGGUCAAACACUGACGACGAACUGCUGGCAGCCUGCUGCUGGUCGGGGGAGGGUGUCGGUGUCUUGCGCGGCGUGUCAACGAUGAUGAGGACGGGGAGGUGCCGUUUGGAGAGGGCAACGUGGACCCACUUGCGGACGGCGGCCUUGUUGAACCGGCCGUCUGUCACGAUGAGGAUCAUCUGGUGCACCUGCACCGAACCACCUGCAACCAGAAAUAUAUGGCGCCGACAGCACAGCACGGAAAGGAUGUGUGUGGGUGCGAUGUCUGUCUGUCUGUGUGGUCGGUGGGUGUCUCCCUCCCUGUGUGACUUACCGGCUCGCGACGACGCAGCCAUGCCCCCCCUCUCAAACAUGUUGAUGCACAGCUGCAGCAGGUCCGGCAGACCCUUGAGUGAGUUGAGGCAAGGCACCACACAUCCCAUCCCAUCAGGCACACACACAAAGACAUUAAAGAAUACAUACGGCGAUGAGUGGAGUGCGUGGCGUGGUGAGUGAAAUGCAGCCCCCUCCCUCCCUCCCUCCGUGCAGUGAGUGCACCUGUUCACCUGUUGGUGUGACUGUGCCGAUUCCUCCAUGAAGGUGAGCUUCUGCAGGGCGCCCACCAGGCUGUGGGACGAAAAGUCCUUACCCAAAGGCAGCAGCACACGGGGAUGCUCUCUGACAUACAUACAUGAAUGACAUGACACAACCAACACAAACCCAAACACCGUAAGUGUGCAGACACACAUAUCACAUUUUUUGACCCCACUCCCCUCCACUCUCACACUCACCCGCCGUACGAGCACACGCCAAGCUCCCCAACCUCGAGACGCAUCAUCGCCUGGCCAGGCGACAGCAAAACAGUGCCCCCAUCAGCACAGCGCAGCACAUAUGGAAGGGGAGACGGACGGGGCUCUGUGUUUUGCGUGCGGAGCGCAUUUGUGACUGAGUGACUUGACUUGCCUGGCAGAUGAUGGCGAGUGCCUGCAGUGCGAUGGGUCCGACGCCGCAUUCGGACAUGCUCCUGCUGUUGUCGAAGCCAACCAGGAUCUGAUACUCACGCUUGCUCGCCUUGGUACGACGCAACCUGUGUGUGUAUAAGACACAUGUGUGUCUGUGACGGUGUGUCGUGUCGGCUCGGUGCCUGCCUGCCGUGUUCACUCACUCCCUGCCAUCCAUCCAUCCAUCCAUAUUGCCAUACUGUUUACCAUAUUUUGUCUUUUCUGUAGUUGGAUGCGAUGAAUGGAAUGACCUUCUUCAUCGAUAUGCGCUUGCCCGUCUUGUAGUCCCCCUGCAGCCGGCCUCGCAGCGUGGGCUCCAGGAUCAACCGCAGCUGCUCGCACAAUGCCGUGGCGUGCAUCACCGUCUCGGCCUCCAACUCACGCCACAACGCUGCACACACACAGAGAGAGAAACACCCGACGGACAAUCCCCACACCACACCCGGCUCGGGGCGCACCAGCCUUCCCUCACGAAAGGUACCUUGCGCAGCGGUCUCUGUGAGUCCCCCACCACCCCCACCAAUCCCCUCCUUGUCUGCGGCAUCUUCGGUCGUAUCCACAAGUGCUGCUGCGGCCUCGGCGUCCUCCAUCUCCACAUCGAUGUCGACCAGCUGCUCGCCGACCCUCAAGCCACCCCCACCGCUGUCAUCUACAGGGCCCCGCUGUCGGCGACGGUAGGUGUCUAGGAGGCUGGCCUCGUUGUCGGUGCCACUGCCUUGUGCCGCCUCGUCGGGCUGGUCGGGUGAUGUGUGCGCCUUGUCUCGUGAGGCCUGGUUGAGGGGGCGGUGGGGGAGGGCUGCAUCGGGGGUGGUGUCUGAUGACACAUGCGGCAGUCACAGAGCCCGUCGAUGGAUGGACGCGACGCGUGUGGGUGCGCACCGCACCUUGCCGCAUUUGGUCGCUUUCGUCUUGCUUCUUGUCGGUGUCCAUUGCUGAGUCGUCUUCCUGCUCCUCCAUCACACUGAACCUGCAGAACCACACACACACACACACACAGAGUCAUGCGACGCAGCCAGCGGUUUCUUCUCUGUCUUACUUGAGGUGUUGUUGUUCGAUGGCGUCGGACUGCACCUCUGCAGCACCCUGCAGCUUGCUCGUCUCAUCCAUCUCAAACGCACCAUGACCUGCAAGGCAGGACAGGACAGCCCCACAACAGUGACGCGACGGCCGGCGACUGUCUGUCAACCCGGCUGGCUGUUGUCUCUCUUACCGUGUUCGAGUGUGUCUGGAGCGCUCUCCUCGACCGGCCCCGCCUCGUCGGGAUUCUGCUCCUCACCGCCUGCAAGCGACACACACAUAUAGCGGUGCAAGGAAGACUUAUGCAUGCGAUGUCGCCUACCUUGUUGCUGGAGUGCCACUUUCUGCAGCCAUCGUUCCGUCAUCUCCACAGGGUCACGCAGCGGGUUGGGGAUACGGGGCGGCGGACGGCUGCGGACCGAUGGGAAGGGAUGGGCAGAGAGAAAACGUGAAAUGAAUGACAAGGGCAGCUCUCGGCCCCUGUGUAGGGAGGGUACCGAUGGGAGGGUCUGUCUGUCUGUCUGUGUGUACCUUCUGUUGGCGGCGUCUUGCUGUUGUUGCUGCUGGCUGAUGGUCUGCGCCCCCUGGUCGGACAUGGCAGCAGCGGUGCCACGCUGGGACACCUGCACACACAAUAUAUAUAUGACAAAUGCCCACGUCUGUAGGUCGGUGUGUGUGUGUGUGUGUGUGUGUGCAGCCAAUGGUGAGUGCCUACAUACGUUAGAGUCGUUUGGCGGCAGCAUGUCCUUCAUCGACUCAUCCACAUCCUGCGAUGCGAUCCACCGAUCCACCAAUCAAAUCAGCCCACUCACUCACCGAUCAGUGAAUAAAACCAUAGUGGUGUUUGUCUGUGUGUGUGUCAUAUGGUAUGGUUACUGACUGCAUCAGAUGAAGCCUCCUCAUCGAGAGCCUGGUCUCCCCUCUCCGUCGACAUGACACCAAAGGCAGUGGUCGGCUGCACGCACCGAAUACAUCACAUCCACACACAUAAGUACCUAACCUGGCCGCUCAGCUGGUGCGGCCACGCUGAAUAUAUACCUGAGGUUUGUCUUGACGCCUUGCAGAUGUGCCGAGGUUCUCCUCCUGCUGCUGGUGGUUGUCCUCCGCCUCUACCCCCUCAUCGCCCACGUCACGCAUCGUCGCGUCGGCCGCUGCACACACACGUACAAGUAGAGACGAACAAGACAAGACGUCAGCACUAGCCAGCUGGUCAUGCGACCAUGCAGUGUGCAUCUGUGGUGUGGUUGGUGUGUAUGUAUGGUGUGUUUGGCCUCAGCGUGUGAGCUUUGUCUAUGUGGGCGAAGCAACCUUCUCGAGGACUCCGUCAUCCCACACAACGCAUGUGUGGUCAGAGGCCUCUUGUCGCUAGCGUACGACGAUCAUCCCAGGCAGCUGGCUACCUACACACCUACCUAACUACCUGACUACCUGUCAGUCUCUCUGUCUGUCUGUCUGUCUGCCAUGCAUGCGCCCUGUGAGCCCACCUCCGUGUGCCAGCGGCUCUGGUGGUGGUGGUGGUUGCUGAUGCUCCAUGUCAUCUGCACUUGGCGCCUCCCCCCGACGCCGCGACUCGUCAACAUCUGAACACACACACACAGGCGUGGUACUGUGGUCGUGAAAUGUCACGUGAGGGGUACCUACCCAGGCCAUCAGUGUCGUCCGUCUGGGGCGCCUGCUCCUGCUCCUGCUCCUCUUCUUGCUGUUGUCCUGUGGGCUCGUUGUCCUCAGGCCCCUCACCCUCACCCAUCGGCUGAUCUUCCAGUUGGCCGCCCGCCUCUUGCUCCUCAGCCUGGCCAGUGUCUUUACCCUCUGGUUCACUGUGCUGCUGCUCAAGGGACUUUCCGAGCUCUUCUUCUGGUUGCUCUUGGUCCUUGUCUAAGUCGAUGUCGCCCUCGUCACCCUCCAGAGUGAUGUCCUUAUGUGCCACCACACACAGACACACACGUGUGCUGUGCGUGCAUCCUGUCUAUUGUCCGGUGUCGUGAUAGCUACCUUACCUUGUCGAGGUCGAAGUCCUCCCCCUCGGCCUGCUGCUCCUCGCCGCCCUUGUCGGUGUCCCGUUUGGGCAGGUGGGCUUGGUACUUGUCCGCCUCGUCAUCGCCGCGGUCACCCUCAUCUGCUGCACCAUCCUCGCGCUCCUCGUCCUCGUCACGGCUGGGCUCAUCGGUGCCGCCCUGGUCUUGGCCGUCUCCUCUUGGUUCGCCCUGCUUCUCUUGCUCCUCCUCCUGGGCGACGGUGUCGGUCUCGCCAGCCCGUUUGCCGCCUGCAGAGAGAGCAGUAAGUGUAUGGGGCGAUGGGUGGGUGGGUGGGUGGGUGCCUGUCCUGUGUGGUGCGGGCGGCUGGCUCUCUGUGUGUGGUGUGUGCACCUUUGGCGGUAAUGUCCUCGGACUUGUUGUCCCUUUCUUGGCCUUCCGCAGUGUCGUCCUGGUCAUCGUCUUGUGUGUCGCUGCCCUCCCAGAGCUUCUCGUCCAGCUGACCGCCCUCGCUCAGGUCAACUUGACCUACAUUAGUUAGAAACAGCAUAGCAUCACAUCGAUCUGUGUUGAUGGAUGGCCUUAAUUCACCUUUCGUCCGGUCGGCCUUGUCUUCCUCCUCCUCGUUAUGCUCGUCUUGCUGGUCCUCCUGUGCGUCGGGCUGCGGCUUGUUCUGCAUCUCGCCCUCGAAGUCGAAGGACACUUCCAUGGCCGUAUCCUUCUCGUCCUGAAUGCCAGCCAGCAUCGUCAACACGCACGUGAUCUGCCUGCCUGCCUGUCAGAGUCAUGUCAUGCGGUGCUAUGCUACGUCACUCACGUCUUUCUGGUGGCCUUCCGGCCGGGCCGACUCGUCACCCUUGAGACCUGACAAAUGAGCCGUGACACGACACGACACGACACAAGACACACACACCGUGUGCUGUGCACACACCAUGCAUGUUUAGGUGUAGUGUGUGUACCCAGCCCCCCGCCCCGCCCCCGCUCGGUGCACCACAUACGUACCUUCCAUGGUGUGUUCCUCCUCUAUCUCCUCCGUCACGUCCUUCAUGCCCUCUCCCUCGCCCAGACCAGUGCCCCCCACCCACUCAUCCCCACCCUCCCCCUCUCCGGCACCCUCCACCUCCUUGGCCUUGUCCACACAAAACCCCUUCUCAUACAGCAGAUGGACCACCUGCAGCACCCUCACCGACAGCGACGCAACACCGCUGAAGGUGUCGGCCGCCGUGAGCAGGAGGGCCUCUGCGAGGAGGAUGACUUGCCGGAUGAAGGGCGCGGCGGGGUGGAGGGCUGUGGGGAGGUAGUCGGCGAGAGUGGUGUCUGCUGUGGCGUUGUCGAGGUGGUGUUGGAGGGCGGUGAGGAGGGGUGAGAGGGGGAGGGUCUCUUCUAGUGGUCGCGCAUCGGAGAGAUCGGGGGCCGGGUAGGUGGACUCAGGGUCCGUCGACUGGCCGUCGGAUGAGACAAAGAGGCACUGAAACAGACAGACAGGCAGACAGACAGCGCACGGCAAGUGUCGUGUCUGACCAUGUUUGCGUGCCCAAAUCCAUCCAUCCAUACCAGGACUGGUACGUACCUUGUCAUCGCUCUUGACAGCAGUUUGGAUCGCCAGCAGGCAGGCUUGCACCAGCCUCCCCUGGCCCUCAACGUGCCCCUCAGUGUUUGUGAUGUCUUGACCCCCUCUGCAUCUGUCGACCUGUCGCAGCAGCUCCCCACGCCCAGCCUGCAGCGCCGUCACAGCCCCUCUCACACCCCUCACGGCCGCCGACGGGAGGUCCACCAGUGCAUCGAGUCGAGACAGAAGCGCCUCGUCAACACACGCGCACACGGCACUCACCCUCUCCCGCCACCCUUGCAGCGUGUCAACCGACACGCGCAUCUUGUCAGCAUCUCCGCGAUAGUCGUGUCUUGUGAGCAGCUGGUACUCGCAGCUGUCGACCACCUGCCGCUUGGCCAUGUCAAUCACGGGCACGCACUUGACCAUCGCACUCGCCACCUUCCUCUGAGCUUCGGCAGCCCCCGUGCCGCCGGCCAGCUGCCGUGUCCACUCGUCCGCAUGUCGGUCGAGCAGAGACUCGUCGAUGAGUGGCGGGAGGGACUGCUGCAGCGCCUCGGGCGACAUGGGUGUCGUAGCCGUGUCACCGAAUAGCGCGAUGGUCUGGAGGAAGCUCUCCUCCAGAUGGGUGAGGGCCGAUGUGAUGGAGUGGAUGAGGUGGGAGGGGACGGCGAGGGAAGGGCCUGAGAGGAGGGGGUGUGCGGCGAGGCAGAGGUGCUGCAGGCGGGAUGCAUAGCCGAAACACCGCUGCUGGUGACGCAUCGACGCGUGGAGAAGGGAUGCACUAAUCCCUGUCAGUCAGGACACACACACAGGGAGGACUGAGUGAUGGACGUGCACUGCACUGCACUGCCCUGCACGCCACGCACCUGAGAGCCGUUGGUACUCGUGUUGUAUGUCUGGGUGCGGCUGUGUCUGCUGCAGCUUCAGGAAGAUGUGGAGCACGUGAUACAGCUGCCCCUGGCCCUCACACAGGAUGCCCUGGAUCGCCCGGUGGGCGCCAUCCGACAGUGAGCCAUGCAGCAGCAGGGGCUGUGCGGACGGGGGCCAGGGUGUUGGCGUGGGGCUGCUGGUGAAAAAGGCUGACACGUCGGCGGCCGACCUGCCGCCCUGCGCCAGGUGUUUGAUGCCGAGAGACUGCAGCUCCUGUCGGAGGGACAGCAGCUGCCGACGUUUCAAUGACGCAGACAUGUCCUGCAGACCAGAGAGACCCACAGCACAACACAAACCCUCCCUCUCUCAGUGCCGAUUCAGACAGCAGCGGAUGGAAUCUUACGAAGCUAACCUGGAGGUUUCUGAGUGUGUCUUUGAUGGCAGCGCAUAUCGACUCGGUCAGCUCACCGGCAGCUGUGGGAAGGAACACACAUCGAUGGGAUGCAACAUCAAGACACACUCAGGGCCAGCCAUCGAUGGUUGUGGUGUGUGUUUCUUAUAUUUCCUACCUGGCUGCCGCACCCCAUGGACCCUCUGCAGCACCCGCCUGCGCACCAGACUCACCUGCACACACACACACACACACAUACACUCACUCCCGUAAUAGCUUGGCGCACACAGCCAGUGGGUGCGUACCAUUCUGUGUGUGAGGGCGGGUGACCGAGCAGCGACGGCUUGCUCGUUCCUCCAGAAGGUAUCCCCCUCAGCCACCCCCACCGCCCCAUCGCCGGCAUCCACCGUACCCUCACCCGCCACAGGCGCAACGGAAGGGAGCUCAUCCGAGGGCAGCACAGCGGCCUCCUCCAGGAAGGCAAACCUGCUCCUCUCCUCAUCGUCAGCAGUGCCUUCGUUGUCGCCUCUGGUAGACGUGUCUGGUGGUGGUGCUGAUGCGGCGGUGAGGUGCGUGUGGUCGUGCUGCGCCUGGUAGCUCACUAUGUGGGGGUCGCAGGGCUCCUGAGGAUAGAUAGCCAGGAUGGGAUGGAUGAAGUGAUGUCAUGCAUGCCAUGCAGGGCGGAGGGAAGAAAAGUGUGUGUGAGGGUUCGCUUACCUUGAGGGCGUCGUCGAACCGUGUGAUGGCCUUCUUGAGCUGAUGGUGACUCCGGUGAACAGCCCUGACGCCAAAAAAGAAGUCGACAAUGCAAUGCAUACCUUACCUUCGUCUGUUGGUCGUGCAGUGCAGACGUGCUCGCUGGCGUACUCUUUGAGUGCGAUGUGGUUGCUGAGGUCCCAUCUGGUCAGCUGCACCAGCUCCCGCACCUCUUUGUCCAUCUCCCGCCGCGCCUUCUGCAACGCACCCUCCACCGCCUCACACCACACCCGACCGUAAGCUGCCACAUGACACGCCGCCCGACCCAUGGCCCGCUCAUGCGCACGCUCAGACGACGCAAACAACCGCCCACACGCUUCCAGCAAAUGGAUGCGCGUGUCAAACUGCCCCAGGGGGGCCAGCCGCAGGAACUUCAUGAGCUGGUCCACCACCUGCCGGACGGUGUCGUCACUGGGGGCUUUGUUGGCAUCUGUUGUGUCUGCAUCUGUUGUGUCUGGUGGGUCAGCGAGCAGGUUGAUGAGGUGUGGGAGGGCUGCAAGCGCUUCGUCGGCCCAUCGCUCUUCACGGAAGUGUCUCAGAGUGCGCCAUUCCUCCAACUCACGCUGACGCAGACGAAUCACCUGUGUGUGAGGCAGGGCAGGCAGGAUGACACACACCACACGAUGAUCGAUCAUAAGGGUAUUGUCAGCUCCGUGCAGUGCGUGGGGGUCCGUCCGUACCUGUCGCUCGACGGCCUCGAGGCCCUUUCGUAAGGACACCUCGCGACUUGCACGGGAUUCCCACAACUGUGCUCGUUCAAGUAAGGCCUCCAACGCUGUGAGGACCGCCGCCGCCGGCGUACGGAACAGGGGCGCCUGGGAGAUCUUCUCCACCUAUCACAUCACAUAUAUCACAUAGCGACAGACAAGACAGCAGCGAUUAGAUUGCCUGCCUCAUCUCAUGUCUGUCAUGCAUCGAUCGCAUCGAUCGCAUCCUCCCCCACCAUUUGUUUGACGCCGAUGAGUGCCGGCUGGUCAGGGUAGAUGUCCAUGACCCGCUCCGCAUCCUCACCCACCCUCUGCACCGCCGGCCACACGGAGCCCACCAGAGAAGGGUUGGAGGUGGAGUAGAAGGACGAGGCGCCGCUCUGCACAGUUCGCUGCACCCCGAUGCCCUUCCGCCGCAGGUGCACGAACCGCAUCUUCUUGGCACGCUCACGAUGCAGCCGCCGCCUCUCCGCCUUCAACGCCGCCUCGGCGUCUUCCUGCUGUCCGGUGGCCUCAUCCUCGUCUUGUCCGUCCGUCUCACCAAGCAUUUCUCGCAACUGGUCAUCCUCUCUCUGUUUCACACGUGACAUCACACCAGGCAGGCAGGCAUAUACGCCACGCCCAUCUCCUGUGUCUGUCUGUCUGUCUGUCUGUCUGUCUGUGUGCCUGUGUGCCUGUGUGGCUGGCGGAUGUUGCCCUGCCCACCUGUGCGAGUCGUGAGGUGUCGAUUGCGAGCGCUUCGCGGCAGGUGAUGAGCGUCGCCAGCACCCCGGGGCUGCCGUAGUCGUCAAAGGCGGGAGGCAACAGGAAGCGGCUAGUGGUGGGACCCUGCUGUUGCCCUUGAGCUCCUCCUGUGUGGUCCACACCGGGGGCCGGCAUGCAGGUCUCUAGGAGGCCCAUGUGGAGGGCCACUGAAGCCUGACAGACAGACAGACAGACAGACACGCACAGCGCACCAACGCCCGCGGAACGUUGUGAGUGAAUGAGACGAGCGUGUCUGUCGGUGCCAGGUGGCACAUCACAUACCUGCAAGGCGACUCGUCUCUGGCGCAGGAGGCCUUGCAGGUGUAUCGACCCAGCUGUCAGGUCCGGGCUGGCUGCCUUCUUGUCCUCCGUCAGAGUCGCCACCAGCAGCCUCCCCGCCUCCCGAGCCAUGGCCUUGCCGCCGGUCGGCCCUCCAGGCACCUCUUCUUGGCCUUGGGGCGGGGGUAGUGGGGAGCUGUUGUCUUGAUGCGUGGGCUGACGGUCCUCCAUUUCGACGUCGGCCUCGUCGGGCAGCGUGAGGUCGCCGAAGAAGGUCUGUGCGGCCCUCUGGGAGGAAGGGAAGAGCUCCUGCACCUCAGCAUCGUCAUCCACGGUGGGGGUACCGUCGUCCCUGUCACCUCCCACAUCCUGUUGGAAUGCGGCCUGUUUCUGCCGCUCCUUCUCUCGCUCAUCACGCCACUCGGCCGACCACAAGACGCCUAGCUGCACACACACACACACACACACACACAGAGAGAGAGAGAGAGAGGGAGAGAGAGAGAGAAACAUGCAUCACAAGACAUUCAACACACGGCAGCGUCCAAUGAAAGGCUCACCUUUCGCAGCAGGGCUCGCAGCGUGUGUGCAAUGGGCCCUUGGGCGAUGUUGCUUCCACUCCUCCCUGCCGCCGCCCACCGCAGCAGCCAUGUCAACAGAGCGUCGGGCCCGAUGACCGCACUCGACAAGACCACGUCUCUGCGAGAUGCAACAGAGUGCACGGGACACUGGAAGAAGGUCCUCGUCUCGGCCAAGACCGCCGCGACACCCACACCAGCUGGAGGCUGUGCCACAGGGCAGUGCUGCGGCAGCUGGACGAGAUGCAGGCCGUGUAUGUGGGCGUGGAUGCCGACAGCAAUGGACUGUGACACGUCUGGGAAGAGUGGGUGUCGCUGCUCAAACUCCUCCAAGAAUCGCUGGCCGAAUGCCGUCAGUGUGGCGAUUCCCGCUGCUGACACGGGCUGUGGCUGGGGGAGGGGCGACGCCGUGUCGUCGGCCAUAGCCACCACAGCCGGGUACACAGGCAGCAUCCAAGACACCCUGCAACCGACACACACACACAGAUGGAUGGAUGGAUGGAUGCAUGGAUGAUGGAGGGUGGGUGGGUGCAUGUGUGUCAGAGUCUGACUCACUUGUCGGUCGAGCAUACGUCGCUCACGAACUGCUGCAGCGACCGCCGCAUCUGCUCCAGCACCUCCUGCUCACCCGCACACGCCUGCCCCGCCGCCGCCGCCGCCGACACCAUCCUCCCCUCACUGUCCAUCCACACGGAUCCGGCGAGCGCGUCCGAGGGCAUGGGAGGAAGGGGCGGCCGCAGGAAACUCCGCUGCUCCAGGUACCGCAGCAGUCUGGCCUGGUCGGCCUCCUGCUCCCUCACGUCGGCACAGUCAGACCACGACGGCAGCAUGCCCGGCUGGCAGACCGUUUGCAGCUCAAGCAGGCGGCGCUGCUCGGUGGUCUUGGUUAGCUGCACCUGGGCCUCCUGUCGUCUCAGGGUGAUCUCCAGUGACGCAGCCGCCCACGCACCGUAGCUGUCGGCAGCGUUGGCCACCCGCCACAGGCCAGCCAAGACCCACAGGACCCCUCGCCAGUAGGCUUCAACCGACGGGUCGGCCGUCGCAGCGUCCCUCGCUCGGUGGACCAGCCGAGCUAGAAUUGCGACAAUCGGGAGGGCAAAUCGCUUCAGUGUCCCGUCGGUCUGGUUUGUGGUCUCCUUCAUCUUGUUGCUGAUCUCAGUGAUGGCGGCGAGUGCUGCGGUGGUCUCUUCUGCUGGGGCGGGCGAGUGCCCUGUGAAUACGGCUGUGAUGGACUCCAGCAGUGGCAGGUCAUCUGUGUCGAGGACGGAGGGCAUGAGGGCUUCGACCAUGGCCAUGAGUAUGCACCAGUCGUCGUCUGUGGCACAUUGAUGGGGACGGGGACCGGUAGUGCUCGAUGACGCUGGUGGCGAUGACGGGGGCCUCUCCUCCUCACGGUGAAGCUGCACGCACCAGAAACACACACACUGUCUGCCUGGCCUACAUGUCUGACCUGUAUGUGUCAGUCACGGCUCCUUCCUUCACUCACCCAGAAUGGCGGUGAUUUGCAGUAGAGUCGUGUGACGGCCGACAGGUGUCGGUGCACGGCAUCGGCGCUCGAUAUGGGGGCCGUCGCCAUCACCUCCGAGCAGUACCGCAGGGAGAAGCUCGAACGAUACCCCGUCGUAACCACCGCCGAGAGGGCGGGAAGAUCCCUCUCACCGGUUGUAGAGGGCUCAUCCUUUCCGGCUUGUCUUGCCUCCUCAGCCACAGGAUCUGCAUCAUCCCCUGCCGUGAGAAAGGCCGCCGUGUGGUCGGCAGCAAGGUGGUUGAGGCCUCGGAGGGCAAACGCCAUUGCCCGAAAGCCAGCCGAAAACAGCUGCCGCGUCAAGUGUGGUUGGUGGCUGGUGGCUGUGUGGCUGUCGAGGGUGAACUUCAGCUCCAAUGCCGCUGCGUGGCCCUGCAGCAACGCCGAGAUGGUAUGAGAGAGGGACAGGCCGGGGCGGCCGGCGUCGUCUGGGAAGGGCGGAUCAUCCCGGAAGCCGUGGAGUAGUGUGCUCGCGUGGGAGAUGAGGACAGAGAUGGCGUCGAGGAUUUGUAGGCCAUGGUGCCGCAUUGUGUCUGCUGUCUUGUUGCGGCCAAUGGCGACGAUGCGGCUGGUGAGCGUGCAGAGCGUUGCGAAUAGGUGGAUCACCGUGAAGAGCAUGAAGUGGCGGUGCUCCCUAGUGAUGGUGAAAUGUGGACGACGUGUAUCUCUCGCCCCUCGUGUGGGUGGUGUGUGUGGGGCUCCCAGGAGGCUCCUCUCCACAGCCUCCUCGACCCGCCCGGCCUCAACAGAACGGUUGCACCACCUACCACACCACACCACAGCACGCAAUCAAUGGUCAUGUCAUGUGCGCCUCUUCCCUGCCCUCAAUGCACUCACUGCACACUGUGCCCCAUGUGCCCCACUCAGGUACCUGAGUGCGUGACAGCUGCCGAGGGUGGCGAGGAGGGUGGUGGCGCCCGGCGUCAUCACUCCAAUGCCGCUUCCAUCUCCUCCACCGAUUGGGGUGCUUCCCUUCCUCCGUGCCUCAUUCGUCGCGCGCCUGAGAGCCGCCUGGACGUGUGACAGCACACCGUCCCUCGCUGGCUUGUCGUCCUCUUCCUCCACCACCAUCAUAUCGCCCUCGUCUUUGUCCGGAUGAUGCAGCCACAGCCCCUCCCGGAUGGAGCACAGGAUGAGCCGUUCCAGGACGUAUCCACGCACCGACUGGUAGGGGGGCUGCAGGCCGUGCAGAGAGAAGCCAUCCACUCGGGCCGACCCGCCGACAAGACCACCGCACGGGUCGCGUCUGUCACAGAGGCGAUCGACUCGUGUCAGGAUGCCCGUCAGGGCUGUCAGCGAUGGGGGUAGCUGCUGCACUGGCCGUGAGUCCCUGCACAGGAGCGUCAGGUGGCCUUCGCACUGCUUGAGGUGGCUGUGUAGAUCGCCCGCGACAAGCCGGAAGGCCGCCUGGAUGCCGUUCCAUGCUGUCGCUGCGUCCUUCAUCGACACAAACGUGGCCCCGGUCAGCAGUUCCACUAGCCGUGACAUGCACUGCACGGCGGCGCGGGCGUGAAAGGCCACCUCCACCGCCUUGAGGUCCUCCAAGCCAGCUCCUCGAGCAACUGAAAUGGCAUCCUCGGCCAGCUGAAUAAUCCCCCUUGCAUCGCUCCGCAUAGCGGUCGGUGUGGCGGCGGACAGGCCUAUGUGUGGCAGCCGCUGCAGAGCCACCCGCUGCUCCUCAAACCGCUGGACCAGCCGGAGAAGCGAGUCAGGCUGCUGCCCCUCUGUUGAGACCGAUCCGAGCACCAGCCGCUGCCGAAGGUCACACUCCGCUCUCGCAAGCCGCGCCGUCUCCCGUGCGACGGCUAGUGACCCCACUGCAGCCGUCAACGAUACUGGUGAAGUGGUCCUGUGCGCGUCGCCUUGGUGUCUGUUUGUUAGGGAGAGGACCCUGCCUAAGGAGACCGACUGGAGCGUCAUGUGAGGCAGCCGACCUAGAUCCUCAGUGCUGGUCUCCCGCCAGGAGCUGCCACUGCUGCCUUCAGCAGCCACUUGCAGAAUGAGCUUCAUGGUGGGCGAGGCAGCGAACGGAGCCGAGGAGAGGUAUGUCGUGUGCUGUAGGAGCCGCGCUGCAUCCGAAACAUAGCCGUUCUGGAUAAUGCUCGCCAGUAUUGACCCCUCGCCGCUCAGGUCGGCAUCCUCAGCUGAUGGGGUGGUUGCCAAGACGGACAUCAGCUUCUCCAUGCUGUCACGGGUAUCAGUCAGGGCCACGGCGGUCCCCUCCAUCGCCCGCAGUGCCAGGAUGGAGAGGAUGGCCGAGCCGCCCGUGAGAGGCGCCACACAGCUGGCAAUGAAGCUCUCCUCCAGCAACGACCCAUCCCCCCCAUCGCAAGUCGACACCCGACGGACAGCCAAUGCGUCGGCCCAUCUCCGCAAGUGGCCCCAGUCCACGACGCAGCGAUGCGAGUGGGCGCUGUGCACAGCCCCCCUGGCAUGCUCGGCCAGCCCUCUAAGCAUCUCGCCGACCUCUUCUGAGGCUUCCGAAGUGUUGGUGUCGACGUGGUGGCUUCGGCUGAGAUUGAUCAUGAGAAGCACGAUGUGCGCGAGAGUGAGGACGGCCGGGAGGGAGUCGGGCUGAGGGGGGGAUGUCGGCCGGGAAGAGUUGAACACCCGCAUGCCAUCGCAGCAGAUGCGCAGGAAACCCAGGAGCCACUUGCCAUCCGGGAUAAACAACUCAGCCAGUGCAUCGGGGUGUUGGAUGGCUUUGUCCAGGACGCUCCGCUCCUCGCCAGCCAGACGUUCCGCAGCAGCAGCGAUGGACUUUCGGAUACCGUCGACGCGCCCACAUUCCUCCGGACCAUGAUGGCCCACUGUGUCCUUGAAGGCCCGAAAGUAGCGCCCCAUGGUCUCCAGCACAUCCUCCACGACACUUGUGCCCCCACCAUCUGCAGUCUCUCGGGCAACCUUGUUGCUGUCUGGCAGUGCCACCCAGUGGACGUCCUGGUGCCAGAGUGAGGGCGAGGCUGCCGUGUGGUCGACGUACACCUCCAUGCAGCGGUUGCGAAGGGCCCGGGACAGCUGCUGGAAGGAGGGCGCCGACACGUCGGCCGUGAAGAACACGCGGAAGGACGGAUGGGGCUUGAUUAAACGGGGCGUGCCACACUCAGUCAACAAGAGAAAUCCUACAGACAGACCAGACGCAAAGCAAUGCAAAGCAACCGGACAGACAGGACACCAUUGGUAGGUACAUUAAUUAGAGCUAAGGGUGGGUGUGGGUCCGUCCUACCUACCAUUUGGUUCGAGCAGUGAGUUGAGUCUGUCGAGGACGGCCGGUGCACUGAGGUGUGCGUUCCGCAUUACCAGCCACUUGCCCUCCUCCACCGCGCGGAUGAGGCACCCGUCCACCCACUCGAAGCCAACAGCACCAUCACCACUGGCCGCCCGGUGGGCACACACCUGCUCCAGAUGGCUGCACUCCCUCGCAAGAGACGCCAGCUCGCCGGCCAUCGACGACGAAUCGGAUGCCGAUGGGCAGAGGAGCUCUCGCAGCUGAUCCAAGACACUGUGUCGGGAGGGUCCGCUUCCUGCUGCUGCUGAUGCUGCUGGGCUCGUCAGCGCUUUGACCGAUUGCCGAAAUGCCGCGAGCAGCUCACUCAGCUUGCAAGCGAUGUGGUUGGCUGUUGGUGUGGCUGUGUCGUCAUGACGGGUGGACUCGGCCAGGGAGCUGCAUGCAUGCCGGCACAGGAUGUCCUCGGCCCUUUUGAGCAAAGUCGUCUGCAGCCGCUCUACGUCGAUCUGUUCGAAGCACCCCAGCAGCUCAGUGGCGUCCAUGGACGAGGUCAGGGGGAUCUCCACCACGUCGGCGCAGGUCGCAGCCCCCAGCCACCGCACCAAAGAGGCCUUCCCUGAUGCGGGGGGCCCCACCAGCAGGACAGGCCAUGAGAGGGCCACUGCGUGUGCGAUUGACGUGAGCAGAGAUGCCCUGCUGUGGAGGCACGACACCGGCUUGGGCAGACAGCUGUCACCAGGGCGGGUGGCCAGCCUGAAUGAAUGAAUGACACCACACACAUCCACACAUCCACAUCCAGGGGCACCUGUCUGUCGGAUGUCACGUCACGUUGUGCGUGUCUGUCUAUCAAUGACCUACCUUGGCAGUGUCGCGGUGCCCAGUGUGACGGCUGCCGGGGUGACAUUGACGCCUAUCGGAUACAGCACCGUGUCUUCGUACACACUACCCUGAAAGAGACAAAGGAGGAAGGGAUACGUAGCGUAGCGUAUCAAUACCAAAACUCCCGGAAUGCAUUGUUUCCCGCGGACUGACUCACUGGCGGUUCGUCGUCGGAUCUUGCUGCAGCUGCCCCGAGAAACCUCAUGACGGGCUCCACCCUCCCCUUGGCUGCCGACAGAUCGGUGCACAGCUCUGCAAGCUUGCUCUCCGUCUUGGUCAGCUCCUCAUCCGGAAUGAAAUGCUGCUUGAUCUCACGCAGCACCAAAUGGCGGUCCCUGAGGCAGAGAGGGAGGGAGGCAGAUAGUUAGAUAGAUGUCCAUCUAUCUGUUGCAUUAAUGGCUGAUGGCCUUUGCUUUGCCAUUGCGCACCCACCGUUCGUUUCUGAGUCUGGGGCAGCAGAGCAGGGCCGCCGAGCUGCGGGGAUCGGGAGUCGGACUCUGCAGACAGAAACGGAAAGGCUCCGUCAGGACAGACAGCGGCAUGUGAUGACUCACAUACCGCCGGCCUUGUUCAGAUACCCACCUUUGUCUGUAUCAGGCUGCACAGUCGUAUGGCCUCCCUGAGGUUCCACUCCCACUCGUGCCCGCCCUCAAACGACUCACGACGACACACACCCUGGACGGCAUGAAUGAAGCCGACGGCCUGGACCACCAGCCUGUCACUCAGCCCCUCCUCCUUUGUGUACAGAUGCCGGCAGAUGAAGAGCAUGUCCUCCUGGUGGAGUUGCUCCACCACCACCCUCGUGAACCGAUUGAGGAACGACCGCGGCAGCCCCUUGCGUCCCCCGCCCUGGCCCACGGGGUUCUGGGUGGCGAACAGCCUGAAGGACGGGGCGCACCUCACUGUGGCGUCGAGCUCGGGUAUGAAGAUCUCCUUCCUGUGGUCGAGGAGAGCGUUGAGUCCCUCGAGCACCGGCUGAGGCGCCAAGUUGAGCUCAUCCAACACCACCCAAGUACCCUCCUUGACCGCCUUGAGCAACACGCCGUCCACCCACCUGGCAGGGCAGGCGCACACACAUACGUACAGUACCGGACACACAACACAGACAGGUAUGGGUGUGGUGUGCGAAGAACCAACCAGGUACCGUACAAACACACCCAUCCACCCCAUGGCUGGCAACGAGCCUCACCUGAAGCGAGGGGCUGACGUGGCCCCGAUGCCCUGUCCUUCACUGGCAGCAUCGGCUGGUGCGGGCAGGUCGGCGCCCAGCAGGUCCAUGAUGUCCGUCUGCUCCGACAGAUUGAUGCGCACCAGUCGGUUGCCCGUCCUCUCCGCCAGCGCCUGGAUGAUCGUCGUCUUGCCCACGCCGGCAGGACCCUCCACCAGCACUGCACGCUUCAGCUGCAGGGCACGAAGCAGCCGACCCAAGUUCUGGGCCGUCGUGGGUGCAGCGAAGGCGAAUCGCUGCGGAGGCUGCUCCGACACAAAGCUCCCACAGGCGAUCUGAAAGUCGCCCAUGCGGAGUGUGUGUGCCUGUGGGGUCAGGGAGGUCGACGAGAGCGCCUGAUGCACCCAGCUGAAGCCCCCCUGUCCGAAGGCGGUCUUGACCGCCGCCCACUCGCCAGCUGAGAGGCCUGAUGCCGCCCUGAUGGAGUGCUCCAUGUCGGUGAGGAUGAAGGACAGCACGUGGGCGUGUUGGCUGUUACGCGACAGAUGGCUACUGGCGGCAGACACACGGCUGGCCUGUCGGGUGAACAGCAGGCAGGACGUAUGGCGUGCCGUGGGCUGAGUUGAGCUGAGUCUCUCUCUUUCUCCCUCGCUCACCAUACCUACCAUGGAUUUGUCUGUGAGUGCGUUCCCGAGGCCAAGCCCAUCCAUCAGAAUCAUACACGCGCCUGCAGGGCCCCCCACAGCCCCAGCCAUACACACAAAAACACACACAAGUGGGGUUAGACAAGAGCUAGCUGUGCAGCCACGAGCGCACCGCACCUAGCCCAGCUCAGCUCUCCUCCCCUUCCUUCCAUACCGUGCAUGAAGGCCAUGACAGCUGCCCUUGGCGAGCCCCCCAUCUGGUGGUGCAUCUCGCUGACAAAGUGUACCCAGCUGAGAGCGUCCCUUGGCGUCAGCGGGUGCAGCGCCCGAGCGUUGAACCACCGCACCGUCUCGAGGGUGGAGUGUGUCAGGAACUGCGCACCGGCAGGCAGCCGCUCCCGCACCAUCUGGACCGCAUCCUCCGACGCGAAGCUGAAGGCCGGCACCCACACCUCCGUGAAGCGGUUCCUCAAAGCUGGCGAGAGCUCUCUCUUCCCAUAGUCACCGCCAGGGUUCAUGGUGGCCCACAGCCGAAAGGAUGGGUCGGCUGAUAUCACGUCGAUGUGUGCGCCGCCCUUCUCCGCGAGCAGCAGCCGCCAGUCGGGCUCGAGGACGGAGUUGAGCCGCUCCAGCACCGAGUCCUCGGCGAGCGAGAUCUCAUCGAGAAGGAAGUGGUCGCCCGCCCUCAGGCUGUGGGUGAGCGGACCAUCCACCCACUCAAAGAUCGCCUCCGCCGCCAGUAGAGCCUUCUCCAGACCCACAGCCGCCUCAUCGACGCGACGUGAUGCGUCAGCAGUGACGUCUUGUGGUGUACCGUCUUCAGCCUGUCUGGGGCUGUCUCGCCGCUCUGUGCACAGACGUUUGGCGGCUGGCGAUGCUGUGGCCUCCUGUGUGCUACGGCACGCUGCUGGUGGUGGUGUUCUCACGUCGGUGCGGAGUCUUUCUCUGAAAAGCCGCAGCUGCCCCACCAGAUGUGCCGAGGGCAAGGUGGCAGGUUCGUCUCUCGCCGAAGCGUCGAUAUUGUCCCGUAGGGAGGGGCUGUGUGCGAGGGCUGCAGUGAUGAGGCGGGCGGUGCCGGCUGCUGCAGUGCUGUCGUCAGCCGCACCCCCACCGUCCACAAGGUCGUCCAGAAGAGUUUUGAGUGCUGCGGCGGAUCGGCGUACCUCCUGCGUCAGCGGCUGUCGGUUCCGCAGCGGCCGCAGGGUGCCCAGUAUGUCGGCCGCCUCGGUGUGCUGGUGACAGUUGAGAAUGUGCAGCUCCCGCCCCGCCGUCCAGCUGAUGGCCUGGCACACAGUCGUCUUGCCGCUGCCCGUCUCACCCACCAUCAACACAGGCUCCUGGAACCGAAGGCAGCGACUCGCGAGAGCCACUAGCCGACAGAGCCCCUCUGUCCAUGUCAGCCCUUUGUCAGGGAAGCCGGGCGGAAGGGCAGACGCCCCUCCAGAGAGCUUCUGGGCGAGUUGAGUCUUAGUGGCCUCUACGUAAGGGUCGGUGGUGUAGUUGAUGUGGAGGGCUUUGCCCUUGAGGAGGUGCCUCUCCAGCACGGACUUGACCUCUUGUUUCUCCUCGUCGACCCUCAGCCGCUCGGCGAUGAGGCAGUAGCCCUCCACUGCCAGCUGCUCCAUGCUCUCCGGCUGCCGAUGGCCCCAACGAAGCAAAUCACGGACCGUCAUGAAACUCUGAGACCCGCCAAACACCUGUUUUAACACACAGACAGCCACACACACAUCAUGCAGCCAUAUAUAUUGGUGUCGUGUUACUUACUGUGCCUCCCUGUCUGUCUGCUUACCAGGCUCUUAAGCCGUCGUGUCUGCAGCGCCUCAUAGACCUUGAUCAUGGCCGAGCAGAAGGCUGGCGGCAGCGAGCAGCGCCGCCCGAUGAUCAUCUGCAGCUCGCCCCGGGGGAUGCUGUCGACGUACAGCUCCAGGAACCGAUUGCGGAAGGCCCGUGAGAGCAUCUUGCGGCCGCCAUAGGCCCCGCCGGCGGGGUUCUGAGUGGCGAAGACCAUGAACUCGGGGUGGGGCUUGACGAUCGUGUUGGUCUCGGGGAUGUACAGCUCACGGUUGUCGUCCAGCAGACGAUUCAAUGCUGUCCACCACCACAACACACAGAGAGAGAUGAUGUUGCCUUGCCGCCUCCCUUGUGGUGUGGCGUUGGUCUGUCUGGCCACUUAGUCACCUUCGAGCACUUCGCUAGGCGCGAGAUUCAGCUCGUCGAGCACCACCCAUUGCCCCUUUCUGGCAGCCUGUACGAGCACGCCCUCCUGGAAGACCAGCCUGCCGGUGGUUGGGUCGGGGAUGUACUGGCCGAGGUACUCUUGUAGGUCUGUGUGCUCGUGGUUGUUGAUGCGGACGAAGGGGUGGCCGGUGAGCCGACUGAUGAAUGACACCAUGCUGGUCUUGCCCGACGACGUGGGGCCCUCCAGCAGGACAGGGGUGCGGCCGCCGCUCAGGAUGCGGCCGAGAUUCUUGAGGUGGUGCUGGGUUGGUUGGCGGUGGGACAUAAACAGCACAGACAGACGCGUGUUUUGACGGACGGGUGUGGUGUACGGGUUUAGGUGGUUUCUGUGCCUUACUUUGACGGAUGGCGUGACGACAAAGUCCCUGUGGGCGGCAUCGAAAUCAAUCGCCUCGUCACCGCUCUGGAUCCAGUGGCCCUCCACCGACACCCACCGCCUCCCCUUGACACCAGGCUGCUCCCUGCCCCCCUUACUGCUGAUGGUGCUGCUGGUGCUGCUGCCGUCCUCGGCCUCCAUCUUGCACUCUGCUGUCGGGUGUGCGAACUCUAUCACACCGCCGCCCUUCUUCUGGGUGAAGGCCUGCUUGGGCAUGGUGGUGGGGGCGGCGAGUUUUGCCAGGGGUACGCGCAGCUUCUGGCAGAUGAGUUCCGUCAGCUUGUCCGCCGACGUGCGGUGCAGGGGGGUCGCGAAGGCCAUCAACAAGCCUUCCGCCAAAGCAUCCUGAACGACACACACGACACGAAUACACAAGCAUGCAAUGUGGUGCCCGUCCGUGUGUAGUGUGGUGCGACUUGCCUGCUCACCAUCGGUGGACAUGGCCGGUGACCCCUUCUCGCCACAGCGACGGCAUGCUUGAGCGCCCGGACCAGCGUCCGCAGCGACAUGUUUGGCACCUUGCCGCUGCCGUCCUCAAGCUGGAACGACUGACACAUCUCCCGGGUGCCCAGGUAGAAGUCAACGAUGUCGUCGACGGGCGGCUCAGGCAUCAGGCUCCUCAGGUAUCCCUUCACAAUCAGACGCAGGUCGGCUCGCGAGCUCACGAGGUCCACAAAUAUCUCGGUGAAGCGCUGGCGGAAACCAGGUGGGAGCUCCCUCUUGCCUGCACUGACCUCACGAUGCUGCGGCUGACGAUCGGUCGCCUGGGGCUCAUCUUGGAUGGAGGAGGGCAGCACGGUGGCCGGCACUGUUGGGGGGUUCAUGCAGGCGAACACUCUGAAGUUGGGGUGGGGCACCACGGGAUCGCCGCGCUUCUCCGACAGGAUGAAGGGGGCCGUGGGGUCGUCCAGGAGGCCUUCGAUGCGCUGGAGGAUGUCGGCCUGCGCCAGAUUGAUCUCAUCCAGGAUGAUCCACUCACCCUUCCGCAAUGCCUCCACCAGAAUGCCCUCCCGAAAGUCGAAACGGAGCGCUCCGGCCCCGGUUCUGCCGUGCUGCUCCUCGCUCCUGACCACAUCAGCGAUCUGUAGACAGUCGCUCUCGAAUGUAGCCCAGCUGGUGAGCAGAGAUCCAUCCCCGCCGCCGCCUCGGCCUCUCUGUUCGUUUAGCUUCUGUAGGGCCGUCCUCGCAGUGGCCAGGAAGGCGUUGAGCAGCGCCGCCCACCUCGACGCCGUCACGUCAGCCACCACGCGCCUCAAUAAACCGGCGUUUUUGGUCUUGGAGAAUGUGCGUGGGAAGAGGUCGCUGCUGAACCUGUCGAAGAGGUCCCUCAUCGUCUGGGAGGGGUCGACCGGCUGCAGGCCACCGAUGAGCUCCUGGCUCUCGCUCUGCUCGCUGAAAUUGUAGACUCUGAGGUCCACGUCCACGAGUGCGGCGAGGUGUUGGAUGAUGGAUGUCUUGCCGGUGCCGGUAUCGCCCACCAGCAGGACGUUCUCGCCAUUGGCUAUGCACGAGGCCACGCUCUCCAUCAACCGGCUGUGCACCGACGUGUACGCGAAGAACGUCCGGUGGGCAGGUGGGGCAGACGGACGGCCUGCGGUGGUGGUGGUGGUUGGUUUCUUGAGUUGGAUGUCGCCACACGUGACGUGGUCAUCGAAUGCCGAAAUGGUGGGAUGCUCAGCCGUUAGCAGAUGCUCAACCUAGGAUGACACAAGAUGACACGCUGUCGCCCAUGGCUACAGACGAUGGGUUGGUCAUUCUCUCGGGCACCGCACCUGAUCUGCCGUCAGUUGGAGUCUGCCCCCAAACGCCUGGGCGGCUCUGACCCUCACCCAAGGGUCAGGAGUAUGCGCCAACAAUGUCUGCCCCCCAACCAACACACAGCAUCGCACCCAUGCCAUGAAUCGAAUCCAUGGGAUAUUCUGUUGGUGCCGGGUCGGACCGUACCGUGGCAGCGUGUUUGAGUAAGCACAUGCGCGUGCUCUCGUUGAGCGGCAGCACCAACGGACACAGGUGCCGCUCCACCCGAUGGCAAUACUUGAGCAAAUCACCCAGACCGCCCACGCGAUGGGCCACACCUACACCUACACCACUGCCCCCCCACCCACAGCCCUCCGACGCCUGCAGGCCCUUGAAGGCACCCAUGACGGCCGGCACGAUUGGCUCCAGGGACGGGUGACGCAGCACUAUGAUAUCACACGCAUCCUGAUUGAUGCCGUCCGUCAGCACACAGCAAAUAUGUAUCAGCGUGUCAUUCACGUGUGUGUCGGUAUGCUCCUCUCCCAGUGUCACCUUGUCCGUGGGCGUUGGCACACCGAUUGACGCCCAUCCCGAUGUCAGAGCCGGCGGCCUCUCGGGCGGCGACGCGAUGCGCAGAUGGAGCUCCUCCACACUGCUGACAUGGGCAUCAGACACCGACGCCGACUCUCUCCUAUGCCGCGCUGUUGUGUCGCUUGUCGUGAGUGUGCCGAGGAGACGAAAGUGGGGGUGGGCGGUCAAGGACUCGUUGCGCUGCGGUAUCGACAGGGUGCGGCCGUUCACAAGGGGCAGCAGGGCGGCUAGGAUCUGCAGACAGACAGGAUGGAACACACAGUUGCGAGCAGGGGUAAUGUGUGCGUGUGUGUCGUCUUUUAUGUGACCUCCUGUGAGAUUUUGUCGACCUCCUCCAGUACCAGCCACUUGCCUGACGGUGCAUACCAACCAGCACAGACACACAAAAUGUUGGUCAUGUCGCUCAAGGAAACCUGAGUGCGUGUGUGGUUGUGAGUUACCCUGUGUGAGGGCGUCGACGAGUAUGCCUGGACGCCAUUCGAACUCCCCAGCACGCUCGCCGCUCACGUACGCACCUGCAUAGACAGCAAAGCAAAGGACACACAACAAACAAUGAAUGACACACUGCGAUCGUGCGGGUGCCUGCCUGCGCACCGAGGAGGCUCUUGGAGUCGGCCUGGUCAUCCAAAUGGAGAAAUAUCGGCGUGGGGGCUCCUGCAGACGGAUGGACAGACAGACAGACAGACAGACACAGAUGUAUAUGAAUGCAGGCCAGGCCGCAAGCGUGCCGGCAGCCCCCACCCCCACCUAGUAUUUUGGCCGCAUAGGAUAUGAAGAAGGACUUGCCACACCCAGACCGGCCCCACAGCAGGACGGGCGUGGUGCGUGUCACCAACAGCAGCAGCUCCCUCAGCACACAUGACGCGGCCUCAGUUGGCGCAAAGGCAAGCGGCCGGGGCGCAGGAGAAAUCAUUGGCCAAGGCCCAUCACUCGGUUGAGCAUGUGGUGCGGCGAAACGGGGCACCAUGAGCCGCUCCAUAGCUGAACUGUGAUCCCCUUUGCCGCCCAGCGUCACCACAGGUAGCACCUGUUGCCAGCCUCCCACACUCAGGAGCGCAGCGAUGUCCGUCAUGCUGCUACCAGAAGGCCCGUUGUCGGCUCGCAAGAAGGACAGCACCGGCAGUAAACCCUCCAUCGACUCGUCAGAGAUGCGGCUGAGGCCAAGCCUCCCCAAAAACGCCUCCCUGGACGGAUGGAUGGGAAAGCAAAGCAAAGCAAAGCACACACACGCGGUCCGGUCACUCCAACGAAAACAAAUGAGCAUGUUCUUAUUCUUGCUUCUUACUGUGCUCUCGGCGCCAUUCUGAGGACGUGUGCCGCGAUGCUCCCGACGAUAGACCUGAGGGUGUGCGGCGAUCGGCCAUCGUGCAUCAGCGCCAACAGCGGUGUGACAUCCCAGAUGGCACGAACACCAGGACAGCUGACAUACAAAAGCAAUGAUGACGUAAGACAGACCAUGACACUCGUCGGCACCCCACACGCACCUUUGAAGCAGCCUGAGGAUGGCCUGGCAGAUCCGAAUGUCAUUCACACCCCUCUGACCACCGCCGCCAUGCUCCUUAGUGGCGCACACAGAUGCAGUGCAUGCCUCCAGCAGACUCCCCCUUGUCCGGUCGAGCAGCAGCUGGACGCGAUCGCGGAGAAAGGGCUCGUGCGACGCUCUGCUGAGGAGGAUGCACCACCUCUCGUCAGUGGAAAGGCCUGUCCACAACCAGCCAGCCAGCCCCACUUGGACAUCACCCUGCCCUGCCCACCGUGGUAGGUACCCUACCUGAGUCGUCCAUGUGUCCUUGAUGCGCACUCGGGUCAUCGCCCGCAUCCACAGCGGCAACCUGUCUGUCAAGGUCCGCGAUAAUGAUCAAGAGGGAGAGGCACGGGAAGGCUCCAACCACGCCCGAUGCCAGCUCCGGUUCCAGCAAGCCUUCCCGCAAAGCGUCGACCAGCUGACGCUGCCCGAAGAGCACCGCAUCCUGUCGAACCACAAACAUGGCUGAAUGCACCCACUCGCCGUGUGUCUGUCUGUGUGUGUCGCAUGGCUUGCCUCACCUUGUCGUCCAUGCUGAUGUUGGAAGCAGCCUGUUCGACCCGAACCGCCCACGAUCUCCACCUGGCGGCGUCUUCCGCCAUACCUCUCACCAGAUGCCUACACAGAUCUUUCAGAGCCUGACCGUUGGACUUCAU